Messenger RNA from Microsporum canis CBS 113480, 1797 nucleotides. Its product is annotated as phophatase 2C family protein. The transcript has 3 exons. Bases 1 to 1797 code for a protein of 598 amino acids. The record is from RefSeq and is a predicted model, not a curated record. NCBI's taxonomy places the organism in Eukaryota, Fungi, Ascomycota, Eurotiomycetes, Onygenales, Arthrodermataceae. Gene Ontology annotation, molecular function: protein serine/threonine phosphatase activity. Gene Ontology annotation, biological process: protein dephosphorylation.
AUGCGUCGAGUGGUCGCCCAUGCCUUUCGAACCGCGCGCCGGUACCCACUACGAAGGUCAUGUUUUAGGGCAGUCAACUUACCUCACGUUUCCUCCCGGAGUCAUGAUUUAGGUCCCCGGGGGUUUGCAACUUCCAGAACUACGAUACCACGUCCAGCUGUUGUCCUUCAGUCAUCCAUGAUAUUUAGAAACUUGUCUCUGGCCUUUGCUUCCAGUCUCGUGGCCACGGGAGCGUGGUAUGCAUAUACUGGAGGCUCUGAAUCCAGUGCUGUUUCCGGGGUCAACACGACAUUAUCCAGCUCUAUUCACACUCCAUCGAAUACGGCAAUAGUAUCGCCGUCAUUCUCAGGAGUUCAGGUGGAAAGUGACCAGUUUUAUACCACUACAAGUGUGGAUCAACCAGUUUCGAAGCGGACAGAUAACUCUGGAGAGAGGGUCGUGGGAAUGCUUACGCCUGAGCAGGCCACAGAACGGCUUCGGCGGAACGAGGAGUCCUACUUUGUUGGGCGUGGGUCUGGUGUUGUUCGCUAUGAUGUAGCUCAGCUUCCUAGCAACGAUCCCAUUGAGGAUGAUCAUGCCGAGAAAGUGGUGGAGGUGCCGAGCUCUGUUAAGGCGACGGAGAAUGGAGCGCCAACAAGUGACUGGAACUUCUGGGGUGUCUUUGACGGCCAUUCUGGAUGGACAACUUCCGCAAAAUUAAGACAGACUCUAAUUUCUUAUGUUGCUCGCGAACUUAAUGCUACUUAUAAGUCAGCAGCUACGAAUCUUGCCUUCCCAUACCCUAGCCCCGAAGCGAUCGACGCAGCUAUCAAAACUGGUUUCCUACGACUGGAUCACGAAAUAGUGAUUGAAAGUGUAGAAAAGGUUGUCAAAGCUAACUCAAAAACUGUUGCGGCAGAGCUUCUUGCUCCAGCCCUUUCUGGGUCAUGUGCCCUCCUUGCAUUUUACGACAGCAGGUCAAAGCUGGUACGUGUUGCCUGUACUGGUGACUCCCGAGCUGUUCUCGGGCGCAGAUCGUCAAACGGAAAAUGGUCCGCUAUCCCACUAUCAGAAGACCAAACCGGAGGCACAGAGUCUGAAGCCGAACGAUUACGUGCCGAACACCCUGGAGAAGACAACGUUGUUCGUAAUGGAAGAAUCCUUGGUGGUCUUGAACCCAGUCGUGCCUUCGGCGAUGCUGCAUAUAAGUGGCAGCGGAAAACCCAAGAGAAGAUCAAACGACACUUCUUUGGACGCACGCCCAACCAACUCUUAAAGUCUCCUCCUUAUGUUACCGCAGAGCCCAUCAUUACCACUACGAAAAUCGACCCCACAAAAGGUGAUUUCCUGGUACUGGCCACGGAUGGCUUAUGGGAGAUGUUAAGUAAUGAAGAAGUUGUUGGCUUAGUUGGGCAGUGGAUCGAACAUCAAAAGUCUGGUGGAAAGGAUGGAAUGGGAGGCUGGAUGAAGAGCUGGUUCAGCACUAAUGGAACUUUGCCUGUUGAGACGGAGUCUAGGGAAAAGCAAUCUGGCCAACGAUUGCCCAUCCGUCAACUGCAAUACGACAUCCCUCAAGAUACCAACCGUUUUGUUGUCGAAGACAAGAACGCGGCCACACAUUUGAUUCGAAAUGCACUAGGCGGAAAAAACAAAGAACUUAUUUGCGCUCUUCUUACCCUUCCUAGCCCAUACUCGAGGAGAUACCGUGACGACCUGACAGUUGAGGUUAUCUUUUUCGGUGAAGGUGAAAACAAUGGUGCGGUCAGUGUAAACCAAGAAGCAAGUGCUUCAGUACACAAGAUACCCCCAAAGCUUUAA